GUCCGAUGGAAUCGUUGCCUGUCUCUUAGUACAAUAAAAGAUUUGCUGCAUGCAGCCUAUCCUCGUCAAUAUCGUGUUAGCAGCAGCAGCAGCAGCAGCAGCAGCAGCAGCAGUAUAUUUGAGGCAGAGGAGGCAUGGGUGUCUCCUCGUGCUGCUGCCUUCUUCUCUAAUCAUUUUGUUGGUGCUCAGGUGUAUCUACAGAGGGCACCAAGACUAAGGGGACUGCAGGCUGCUCAUCAGCUCUUUGAUGAUUGGAGGAAGGGAGUCAAGAAACGUUCUGCUGCUGCUCCUGCUGCUCCUGCUGCUGCAGGAAGCGCAGCAGCAACAGCAGCAGAAGGUGCAACAGGAGGAGACCAAAGCAGCAAGAUGCAGACAUGCGAGACAGACGAGGGUUCUGCGUCUCCUGUAUCAACAGAAGACGACAGCAGCAGCAGCAGCAGCAGCAGCAGUAGCAGCAGCAGCAGCAGCAGUAUAAAUAGUUGUGGUAGUAUAAUACGUUUUUGUGUAAUUGUCUCCGAAGUGUCUCCUCUGGAUACGAACGAUCCCAGGGAGUUGCUGCCUAUUGCUGCAGCAGCAGCAAUAGAUCUACAGUCUCUUGCUGAUGCAUUCAAUGCACAAGCAGCAAAAGGACCAGAGGAGACACCAACUGUUGCUUCUGCUCUAUUAACUGGGGGUGUUGCUGCAGCAGCAGCAGCAGCAGCAGCAGUAUCUGGUGGAGGUAGUUCUGCUGCUGAAUUGCAUGCAGAGGGACGAUUAAUGGGUAUAAAAGAAGUUGUAUUUAUAAGGAGUCCCCCUGUUGUAUUUGUUUAUGAUUUAGUAGAGGCAGGACGUCAGGUGUAUAGGCAGCUAUGCUUCUCUUCUUCCUUACGUAAUUCCUUUGAUUGCUGCAGUACUAAGAGACUGUCUCCUCCAUCAGAGGAGACACCUAAUGAGGGACCUGAGCUAGCAAUAGGGUCUAUAUAUACAACACCUGAUCUAGGUCUAUCUACUCCUGAUGAGAUAGCAGCAGCAGCAGCUGCUGCUGCUGCUGCAACAGGAGGGAGGGAAGAUGCAGCAGCAGCUGCUGCUGCAGCAGCAGCACAAGUUGCAUCUACCAGGGAAGGAGGACUACAACUUUCUUCUUCCUCCUCUGAUGCUAAGGGUCUUAUUAAUGCCCCUUCUCUUGUUAUAGCAAGACGGAGGGGCCCCGGGGGCCCCCGUGAGGUGUAUGUACCCUCUAGGCAUCUACGGGGUCUAAUUCCCUUUUGCCUAUUGGAGGACUAUGAGUUCUGGGUAUGUGACGAACUGUCUCUUAUUACUGGUUACCAGCGUCCCCAUGCUGCAGCAAGAAGCCGCUGUCCCUUCCGGCUGUAUAUACACCUUAUUUAUACAGCAGAAGGAGGAGGAUUAUCUGCAGAGGCUAGUGCUGUUAUUCGUCGUGUAGCACUAAAGGAUAAGAAGCAGCAGCAAGUAUUAAAUUCUGCUGCUGAUGGUCCCUUCAGCAGCAGCAGCAGCAGCAACAGCAGCAGCAACAUAAGUAGCACCUCCAGCAGCAUAACCAGCAGCAGCAGCAGCACCAGCAUCAACAACAACAGCAACAGCAGAAGCAGCAGGAGUUAUCAUGAUGAUGAGGAGGAUCCAAGUAUAGAAGAGGAGACACUUAUUAAUCUCCUUCUUGCCCCUGAGGUGUCUCCUCUUGGCUAUCUAAGAGACAGUCUCCUUCGUGUUGAGUCUCUUAGUCAUAUACUUGUAUGGACAAAAGCACCAAGGAGACCAAGGGGACCAUUAGAUAUAGAUGCUCUUUCUUCUCAUCAAGGAACUGUUGAUGCUAUUGAGCUACCCAGGCUGUACGGUUACCACAGCGUCAGUCCAGCUCCCAGCAGCAGCAGCAGCAGCAGCAACAGCAGCAGCAGCAGCAGCAGCAGCAGCAGCAAGUAA
Molecule: messenger RNA, 1917 nt
Organism: Eimeria maxima
Lineage: Eukaryota; Apicomplexa; Conoidasida; Eucoccidiorida; Eimeriidae
Product: EF hand domain-containing protein, putative
Exons: 4
Cellular component (GO): nucleoplasm; nucleolus
Source: RefSeq, a predicted model, not a curated record